This is a messenger RNA of Ylistrum balloti, 1990 nucleotides long. RefSeq lists its product as uncharacterized. The coding region runs from base 44 to 1624 and encodes 526 amino acids. Lineage: Eukaryota; Metazoa; Mollusca; Bivalvia; Pectinida; Pectinidae. Gene Ontology annotation, molecular function: protein dimerization activity. The record is from RefSeq and is a predicted model, not a curated record. The transcript has a single exon.
GGUAAAUGUUAUUGAAAGUAACAACAUACCAUGGACAAACCUUAUGUCAAUAUUAAUGGAUUCAUGUAAUGUGAUGAGGGGAUCAAAGUCUGGCCUAGAAGUUCGUAUUCGAAGGGAAAAGGCACCACACUUGUUGGAUAUAGAUGGGGACUCAUGUCAUCAUGUCCAUAACGCUACAAAGGCAUUUUGUAAACCAUUUGGCUAUGUUGUAGAGUCGCUGUUUAAUGAUCUACAUAAUGAUUUAAAGUGGUCUGCAGAUUUGAGAGACUUUAUGCAAGAAAUCUGUGUCAUUUUAGGUGUUAAAUACACAGCUCCCCUCAGGUUUGUAAACCACAGAUGGCUUUCAGUGUACACUGUAGCAGUUGACACAUUACGUCUGAUGGAUGUUUAUAGUGUUUUCUAUGCUGGCUUUAUCACACCAGACAAAAAGCCAAAAGUGUUUCCUAUUGUACAAGAGAUCUAUAGAAGGAUAGGCGUAAGUGAUGCAGCAAAGGAAAGAGUAAGAGAAAUCCACUUAUCUCUGUCCAAAAAAUCGUUGACAAAGGAUGGACGAGAUAGAAAAGACAGAAUCUUAGGCAAAAUUUUUGAUGAGAGAAUGCUGAUCAAACUUGUCUUGAAUUUGUACAGUAGUGUUCUGCCUCUGUUGAAAAACUUCACUCUUCUGUUUGAGAUGAAAGAACCUCUAGUGCAUAUACUACAUGAUAAGCAACUUGAACUUAUCAGGGAGUUCUUGGAUUGUUUUAUUAAACCAGAAAAAUUACAGAAUAUUACAGCCAGUCGCCUUGCAAAACUUGAUCUACACAGUAAAGAUAUGCAUCUGAAACCAGUUCACAUGUUCAUGGGUGUUAAUGCGUUGCGCACUGUAAAGGAAAAUAUCAAAUCUUAUAUAGUAAGAAGCUUCCUUGAGAACCUUGAAUCUGCUUAUGUUGCCAGUGGUCAUGUAUUAAAAACAAAACUGCCUAUUGGAAACUCACUGCUACAGAGCCUUUCAGCUAUAGACCCGUGUGCAAGGGGCCACUCCCUUACAUUGCAGUACCUUCAGAACCUUGCGCUGAAAGUUGAUAAUGUAUUAUCUGAAGAAGAGAAGAAUCAGUAUGAAAGAGAAUUAAGAAGGUACCAACGAGAUGAAAAGUUGCCAGAAUUUGAGAACAUGAGAAUAGACACUUGGUGGGCAGAUGUUCAAAUGAAAGGACAGUAUCCUGUCUUAAGCAAGAUGGUAUUGUCCUUGUUGACCUGUUUCCAUGGUCCACAGGUGGAAGGCUCAUUCAGCAUGAUGGGGGACAUCAUGGAUCCUAAAUCUUCAAGAAUGAAGAUUGAAACCUAUUCAGCAAUUCAAACUGUGAAGUCCACAUUACAAGCACAGAAGAAAACUGCUGUGGAAUAUUUUUCACCUCAUGACUUCCAAAAUAAUGCACCACAGAGGAGACUUCUUAAUAACAUGAGGAGUGCAUAUAAGUCAUACAAGUGUGAAAAAGAGAAAGCCAAAGAACAGGAGGAACAGAGAAAGAGAGAAUUAGAAGUGAGAAAAGCAAAUGUUGAAACAAAACGAAAGGCUUCAGAACAGUCAGAAAGAGCUUCCAAAAUUGCACGUUUGGCUCACAAACAACUGAUGAUGAAAUCUUAAAAAAAAACCAGAAAAAAGUCUAAAAAAGGGACAUAAUUUGAGUGAAGUUCGUGCUACAUUUUACUGUUACAGUGUAAAUAUAUUACAAUCUAAAUAUAUUACAAUAUUAAUGUGAAAGUGUACAUAUAUAGUCUCUAGCUAUAUUGUGAAAAGUAAUUUGUGAACUGACAAAACAAUUUAGAUUUAAACUACAGUUGGACAUAUGUGGAACAUGUAUUUACUUUUUACAAUUUAACAAAACACAUUUAACAAACUUAAACAUUUUUCUUGCAAUUGGAUUACACUCAAGUAUCUCAUUCUGUGGAACAUUAGUUGUGAACUGGCCAUGGUAAGUGUAUAAAUUGUCAUGUUGAUGAAAAUUUCAAA